AAAGAGAAUUAAGAGUGGCAUUGAUGAUGACUCUGUUGACAAACAUCUGAUUGCUAGAAGAUCAAGUCCCAUUUUGGAGGUUUCUUGCCUUUUUGCAGAAAUGAUGCAGCAUGGUCUUCGUUGUAUUGCAUUUUGCAAAACACGCAAACUUUGUGAGCUUGUUUUAUGUUACACGCGUGAGAUUCUUCAGGGAACAGCACCUCAUUUAGUUGAUACUAUAUGCGCUUACCGAGCUGGUUAUGUUGCUGAGGUUAGCAUCUAUAACUUGGUUCAAGAGAGUUUGCUCAUCCCCUUUAGUCAAUCUUUCCCAAGGAAAUUUACUAAAACAGUUGUUUUUCAUGUUGCUCUAAACUUGCCUGCAAUUGGCUUGUAUAAUUUAUUCAAUUUUGUUCAUUUUGAUCCGUUGUAAAGCAUCCAUAUUCCC
Molecule: messenger RNA, 424 nt
Organism: Nicotiana tabacum (common tobacco)
Lineage: Eukaryota; Viridiplantae; Streptophyta; Magnoliopsida; Solanales; Solanaceae
Source: RefSeq, a predicted model, not a curated record